Messenger RNA from Cygnus atratus (black swan), 840 nucleotides. RefSeq names its product homeobox protein vex1-like. NCBI's taxonomy places the organism in Eukaryota, Metazoa, Chordata, Aves, Anseriformes, Anatidae. The transcript is spliced from 3 exons. Gene Ontology annotation, cellular component: nucleus. Gene Ontology annotation, molecular function: DNA-binding transcription factor activity, RNA polymerase II-specific; RNA polymerase II cis-regulatory region sequence-specific DNA binding. Gene Ontology annotation, biological process: cell differentiation; regulation of transcription by RNA polymerase II. The record is from RefSeq and is a predicted model, not a curated record. The coding region runs from base 1 to 840 and encodes 279 amino acids.
AUGGACAAGGGCCGCUUCUCGGUGGAGUGGCUGGCACAGAGCAGCUGCGGCGGGGCCCGGACUGCUCACCGCCACCUCCGCGACGCCCAGGACAGUCGCCCAAGGGACCUCGGUGAGUGCCGGCCGCCCCGACGGGCGGGGACUGCCGGGGUAGGGGCCGCUGAGCCGCCGCGCGCGAGGCCGUCGGGGAAGCUCAGCUGCACGUGUGGCCGCUGCCUGCGUGCCCGCCCCCUGACGGGCGGCUCCCGCUUCCGCCCCGCAGCCCCCGGAGGUCCGGAGCGGAGCAGCCCCGAAGCGGAGGAGGGAGGAGGAGGAGGAGGCGGCGGCGGCGUUGCCGCGCCCGGGCGGCCCCGCACCAAGUUCUCGGCGGCGCAGCUGCAGGAGCUGGAGCGGAGUUUCCGCGAGCAGCGCUACAUCGGCGCCAGCGAGAAGCGGCGCCUGGCAGCCCUGCUCAACCUCUCCCAGAGUCAGAUAAAAACCUGGUUUCAGAAUCGCCGGAUGAAGUUUAAACGCGAGACGCAAGAUGCCAGGGUGGAAGCUCUGGUCUCUGGUUUGUUUCUGCCCUAUCGUUGUUAUCCAGAUAUCGUCACACCCAGCCCUUCUCACGGGAUGGACGCCAGCGUCUCUGCUACCCGUGGUGUCUCCCUUCACCCGGCGGUGCCGAGUCCUGCCUUGCUGGUACCCACGGUUCCGUCUCAGUCUGCUCAGCCAGUUCUGCCAAGUCCAGCCUUACUGUUGCCUCCCAGCCCAGGACUCUCUUAUUCUACCGCAAUGCCAGCAAUGACUUUAACCGACGACCAUAAAAGACUGAGGUUCCAGCCGUAUCUUCCUUCCUUUUAA